ACAGUGCCAGAUAGCAAAAAGGAAAAAGAAGAAAAGGAAAGGUCCCAACAGCCCACUGCAGGAGGGAGAGGGAGCGGCACUGUACCUGCACGUACCACACCAUCACCAACCAGUUUACCUUCCCGGCAUCAGCUGCUAAAACCGGCAAUCAAUCGCGCAUUUUCCUCUGCUUUCCUAGCCAUUUUCCCUCGUCCCCGGCCGUCUUGUUUCUUUUUUCACUCGACCUCCCAAGCGCCAUUAUUUGGUCUGCCUCGUGCCUCCAUAAAUAGCGAGCGCCCUUCGCCUCCCACCACUGCGCGCCUUUCACUCCUCCGCCCUUUCCUGCAGCUGCUGGUGCUGCCGACUGCUUGCGCACUGACAACGUCCGUCCUGUCGCAAGUGCAACGAGCGAGCGGUGAGAAGUCAAGUGAGGAGGAGGGAUGGCGGCAAUGCCGGCGCUGUUCGUGGUGGCCGUGGCGCUGCUGGUCUCCCCCGCCGCCGCCCGCAUCCCCGGCGUGUACACCGGCGGCGGCUGGCAGAGCGCCCACGCCACGUUCUACGGCGGCAGCGACGCCUCCGGCACCAUGGGCGGCGCGUGCGGGUACGGGAACCUGUACAGCCAGGGGUACGGCGUGAACAACGCGGCGCUGAGCACGGCGCUGUUCAACGAGGGGCAGAGCUGCGGCGCGUGCUUCGAGAUCAAGUGCGAGAACCAGCCCGGGUGGCGGUGGUGCCACCCAGGGAGCCCCUCCAUCCUGGUGACGGCCACCAACUUCUGCCCGCCCAACUACGCGCUCCCUUCAGACGACGGCGGCUGGUGCAACCCGCCACGCCCCCACUUCGACCUCGCCAUGCCCAUGUUCCUCCACAUCGCUGAGUACCGCGCCGGCAUCGUCCCCGUCUCCUACCGCCGGGUGCCGUGCCGGAAGUCCGGGGGUGUGCGGUUCACGAUCAACGGGUUCCGGUACUUCAACCUGGUGCUGAUCACGAACGUGGCGGGCGCCGGCGACAUCGUGCGCGCGAGCGUGAAGGGCUCGAGCACCGGGUGGAUGCCCAUGUCGCGCAACUGGGGCCAGAACUGGCAGUCCAACGCCAUCCUCGUCGGCCAGGCGCUCUCCUUCCGCGUCGCCGGCAGCGACCGCCGCGCCUCCACCUCCUGGAACGCCGCCCCGCGCAACUGGCAGUUCGGCCAGACCUUCGAGGGCAAGAACUUCAGGGUCUGACACCGCCGGCGUGUCUCGAUUCAUGCAAGAGAAACAAGUCAAGGUCUUCUUAUACGUAAUUAGUAUAGUCAUUAAGCGUGGUUUAGGUUGGGAAUGUCCGUUUAAGUUCACCUCUUCCCGCCUUAAUUGUUGUCCAAGUCCUCUCUGAACAAGGGACAAAAGGGGAAAGUCUAGAGUUGGUUAGGGUAAAUUAUCUUCGCUAGCAGUACUCUACUCCAUGAGCGUGCUUAUGGCUAAGCAUGUGUGUUUAAGGUUGGUGUCUGUGCUUUGUAAGCCUUGGGUUGGGUUGGGUAGAGAUUUGUGUUGAGAGUGGCUGAAGUGGCUGCCAAGCUGCAGCUUAAAUUGGGGAGCGGUGGGUGUAGCCCGCAGCUGCUUGUUCUUCGUCCCGUGUCAUUUGUCUCCAUGACACGCCGUGUUAUCUCUAUCAUGGACUUGGUUUUAAUUACCAGUAAGGUGAUUGAUCUUGUAAGAA
Messenger RNA from Phragmites australis (common reed), 1674 nucleotides. RefSeq names its product expansin-A7. Gene Ontology annotation, cellular component: extracellular region. Lineage: Eukaryota; Viridiplantae; Streptophyta; Magnoliopsida; Poales; Poaceae. Gene Ontology annotation, biological process: plant-type cell wall organization. The transcript has 3 exons. The record is from RefSeq and is a predicted model, not a curated record. Bases 420 to 1202 code for a protein of 260 amino acids.